AUGCUAAACCUAAUGGAGAUGUAUGGGGUGGAUGGAUAUCUUACACUUACUUCGGACGAACACCUAAAUGAGUAUAUAGGAGAGGGAGAUCAAAGGGUUAGGUUCCUGACGGGGUUUUCUGGAUCGAACGGAAUGGCUGUAACAUGUGCCUAUCCUGCUUUGUAUACGGAUUCGAGGUAUUACAUUCAAGCAGCAAACGAGUCGAAGAAGUACAAGCUUAAGAAGAUGGAAGAAGACGAGAGAAUUGAAGAGUAUUUGGAAGCAUGCAAAUGUAAACAGAUUGGAAUAUGCAAGAAGUUCAUGAGAUCUAAGAGAUACGAGGAUCUAAAGAAGAGGUUGGAGUCCAAAGGAAUAUCUUUGAAGCCUAUUGAUGAGGAUCUUGUGGAUAUCUUGUGGAAAGACAAGCCGAAAAGGACAUUUAAUAAGGUGUAUAGUAUUGAAGAAGAGAGGAUUUCGAAGUACAAAGAGGAGCUUAUGGAAUUGUGCCAAGAUCCUGAGGACAAGAAUAUAUUAGAAGGGAAAGUCCUUGAUAGGGAUGUUAGCGUUGUUGGAAGAACAUAUAAGGAAAAGAUAGAAGAGAUAAGAUCAUUUCUUGAGGUAGGCCAAACAAUGGUCUUUACGGAGCUUGACACAAUAGCCUGGAUGUUUAAUCUCAGAGGAUCGGAUGUUUCCUACAACCCUGUUUUUUACUCUUACGCCCUUUUAUCCAAGGAUUCAGCAAAGCUAUUUACCAAUGAAGGGAAUAUAAAGAUGGAUGGAGUGGAAGUUUAUCCUUACGACGACUUCUCCAAACAUGCAGCAGAGCUCGAGGGUGAUAUUAUUAUUUCCGGGGAGUGUAAUGCAUAUAUAAAGGAUCUGUUCAAGAACGUGCAGUAUUGCGACAAGGUGAGGCUUCUCCAGUCGCAGAAGAGAGAGGUAGAAAUCGAAGGAUUCCGUUUGUCUUAUAUGUUUGAUGGAAUGGCACUUGUAGAGCUAUUUGAGUGGAUAGAUCUAAGUCUUGAUAAGGGGAUAUCUGAAAAGAAUAUCAAAGAGAAGCUGGAAGAGAUCAAGAAAAGGUUUUCUGGAUAUGUCCAGCCCAGCUUUGAAUCAAUAGUUGGAGGAGGGCCAAAUGGAGCAAUUGUUCACCACAAGGCAAGUGAUAGGCCUGUAUCUCGAGAUGAAGUUAUCCUUAUUGAUAGCGGGUCUCAAUACAUGUUUGGAACCACAGACACCACACGGACCUUGCAUUUUGGAAAUCCAAAAGACGAGGAAAGAAAGAGCUACACCCGUGUUCUCAAAGGACAACUAAGAUCAAUGAGGAUGAAAUUUCCGCUCUCUAUGAAUGCAUCUGUGCUGGAUUCAAUGUCAAGAAUAGACUUGUGGAGCGAGAUGCUUGACUACGGGCAUGCUACAGGGCACGGAGUGGGGCACUUUCUGUGUGUUCACGAACAUCCCCCAACCAUCUCCUUUGGAGGUGAACAGACUCUAAAACCUGGGCAGGUGUUUUCGAUUGAGCCGGGGUUUUACAAGGAGGGAGAAUAUGGGAUAAGAAUUGAAAAUCUUGUAUAUCUGAAAGAAAUCAAUCAGAAGUUCUACAAGAUCCAAAACUUGACCUUUGUCCCAUAUCACCUCAAGCUUGUAGAUACCGCCAUGAUGUCCCAGGAAGAGGUAGAUCAUUUGAACAGAAUCUCCGAAGAGAUAAGACUCAUCUUGAAACCCCUCAUGAAAGGAAGACCUGGAUACAGGUAUCUUAUGGAAAAUACAGAACCUAUCAGUAAAUAA
This is a messenger RNA of Encephalitozoon intestinalis ATCC 50506, 1761 nucleotides long. RefSeq names its product X-prolyl aminopeptidase 2. The record is from RefSeq and is a predicted model, not a curated record. Gene Ontology annotation, molecular function: metalloaminopeptidase activity. NCBI's taxonomy places the organism in Eukaryota, Fungi, Microsporidia, Unikaryonidae. Bases 1 to 1761 code for a protein of 586 amino acids. The transcript has a single exon.